Molecule: messenger RNA, 909 nt
Organism: Clavispora lusitaniae ATCC 42720
Lineage: Eukaryota; Fungi; Ascomycota; Pichiomycetes; Serinales; Metschnikowiaceae
Gene: RBE1
Product: sterol-binding protein
Cellular component (GO): extracellular region
Source: RefSeq, a predicted model, not a curated record
AUGAAGUUCUCCCUGUCUGUUCUCAUAUCGCUUGUGGCUGUGUCCAACGCCAUGACGAUCACAAUCACAAGGUCAGUCCCUACGGCCACAUCUGUUCAAACAGAGACGCUUUACUGUUCUCCAACAACGGACGAAAACGGCAACUCUGUGUGCCCUUCCUCUUCCUCAAACGAAGUGGCCACAUCUUCAUCUGAAGCUUCCUCUCCUUCUUCUGCAGUCGUCUCGUCUUCUGCCAUUCCUACUUCUACGGAAGCUGCAACUUCUACCCCCACAACCUCGUCGGUCCAACGAACUUCUUCUGCCGCUACAUUCUCGGCUGCACCAUCAUCUAUUGAGCUGUCAUACAUUUCUUCAGCUGUGGCUUCAUCAUCCGCUCCAUCUUCUGCCCCAUCGGCUUCCCCAUCUUCAUCCCAAACGUCUACUGCAUCAGACGUCUCCUCUUCCAAAGCCCUUGGCACUUUUGAACAGCAAAUUUUAGACGAACACAACAAAAAGAGAGCCUUGCACAACGUCCAGAGCUUGACUUGGAACUGGACCUUGGCUGACUACGCUGCUGACUACGCCGCCAAGGCCUUUGACUGUAACAAUGUCCAACUUAUCCACUCGAGCGGCCCAUACGGAGAAAACUUGGCUGCAGGUUACGUUGGAGGUAUCGAGCCUACUGAUGCUUGGUACGACGAAAUCAAGGACUACGACUACAACAACCCAGGCUUUUCUGAGGCAACUGGUCACUUCACUCAGCUUGUCUGGAAAACAACAGCCCAGUUGGGUUGCGCCAUGGUCAAAUGUGACAACGAGUGGAGACAGUACACCAUUUGUGAGUAUAACCCUAGAGGAAACCUUGUGAGUUCCAACCCUUCGAUCACUAAGGAGAUUUUCACCGACAACGUUCCGCCAUUGGCUUCUUAA